This is a messenger RNA of Nicotiana tabacum (common tobacco), 1212 nucleotides long. NCBI's taxonomy places the organism in Eukaryota, Viridiplantae, Streptophyta, Magnoliopsida, Solanales, Solanaceae. The record is from RefSeq and is a predicted model, not a curated record.
AAAGGCUCUACAUAUGUUCACCGAAAUACCUUCUUUUCGCUGCCCAAGAAGUAUAAAAUCUGUGAAUAGCUUGUUGAAUGCACUUUUAGUUUGUAAAGAGUAUGCAAAGAUCGCUGAAAUAUUGAAGAACUUUGAAAGUUAUGGAACCCCAGAUGUUUGUACGUUUAAUAUACUGAUGAAUGCGAGUUGUUUGUGUGGCGAUUUGGAUAGAGCACGCGAAGUGUUCGCCGAAAUGCAAAAGAGAGGAGUUCAGCCAAAUGUGGUCACUUUCGGGACGCUGAUUAAUGGGCUUUGCGUGAACCAGGAGUUGAACGAGGCGUUUAGGAUGAAAAAGAUGAUGGAGAGGAAUUUCAAGUUGAAGCCUAAUGCUUUUGUGUAUGUCGCGUUGAUUAAAGGACUUUGUAUGGCUGAUAAUUUGGAUUCUGCUGUUGAGCUGAAGGAGGAGAUGUUGAAAAAGAAAGUGGAGUUGGAUUCAGCUGUAUAUUCUACUUUGAUUAGUGCAUACUUCAGGGUCGGUCGAAAGGAAGAAGUAUAUGGUUUGUUGACAGAGAUGGAAAAGAAUGGUUGCAAAUGUGACACAGUUACUUUCAAUGCAUUAAUGCACGGUUAUUGUCAGGAGAAAGAUUUCGAUUCUGCGUUUAGAGUUCUGGAUGAGAUGGAAGGGAAGGGGUGUAAACCCGAUGUAGUUAGUUGCAAUGUGAUACUUCGGGGCCUUUGUAAUGAUGGGAAAUUGAGAGAAGCAAGUGAACUAUUGGAUGAUAUGCCGAGACGAAGGUGUAAACCCGAUGUGGUUAGUUAUAGGAUAUAUUUCGAUGGGCUAUGUAAAGCGAUGCAGUUUAAGGAAGCUGCAGUUAUUUUGGAUGAGAUGAUUUUCAAAGGAUAUAUUCCUCGUGAUACAAGUUUAAAUAAAUUAUUCCACGGGUUAAUUCAAGAAGGAGAUAAGGAAUCAUUGCUGAGAGCUCUGAAUAAAAUGGCCUCUGUAAAUUGUAUUAGUCAAGAAGUGUGGGAAAUAAUGAUUUCAAUGAUGUGCCAACAAGAUAACUUGUCUAAUGCAUCUGGUCUUGUACGAAUGCUAGUGAUGGAGUAAACAAAUUCUCCUUGUAAUGGUUAAACACACCUUGUAGAUGUGCAUCUCACAUAUUUAACUCCCAAAUUCAUCUUGUCUGUGUCCAAACAACUUUGAAAUAUAACAAUGAUAUAUGCUUAAGCUUA